Cynoglossus semilaevis (tongue sole) is the source of this 3435-nucleotide messenger RNA. RefSeq names its product phospholipase A2-activating protein (gene plaa). Bases 115 to 2508 code for a protein of 797 amino acids. The record is from RefSeq and is a predicted model, not a curated record. Gene Ontology annotation, molecular function: ubiquitin binding. Gene Ontology annotation, biological process: proteasome-mediated ubiquitin-dependent protein catabolic process; ubiquitin recycling. The transcript is spliced from 14 exons. NCBI's taxonomy places the organism in Eukaryota, Metazoa, Chordata, Actinopteri, Pleuronectiformes, Cynoglossidae. Gene Ontology annotation, cellular component: nucleus; cytoplasm.
AAAUCUAUCAUGGAUGUGACGUAAUUUUCACUUCCGUUACUUUAGCGGCCGGUGUUGACAGUAACGCCGCUUAGCAUCCAACUUACUUGUGAUUUUACAGUGUUGUUGGUUGGAAUGGCUUCGUCUAACACGUACAAACUCCGGUGCUCUAUUCCGGGCCAUGAAAUGGAUGUAAGGGGACUUACGGCCGCCCUUUUCCCGGAAGGAGCGUUUGUUUCUGUGUCCAGAGACCGAACCGGAAGAGUCUGGGAACCUAACGCAAGCCCGGACAGAGCCUUCACCGAAAGGCACUGCAUGUCCGGACACUCGAAUUUUGUAUCCUGUGUAUGCAUAAUCCCACCGAGUGAAAUCUAUCCCAGAGGACUAAUCGCCACGGGAGGAAAUGAUAAUAACAUUUGUGUGUUCUCAUUGGACAAACCAGAACCAAUUUUUAUUCUUCAAGGUCACAAAAAUACAGUUUGCACACUGUCCUCUGGGAAAUUUGGCACACUUCUUAGUGGCUCCUGGGACACCACUGCCAAGGUCUGGCACAAUGAAAAGUGCAUGAUGACUUUGCAGGGGCAUUCUGCUGCUGUUUGGGCUGUGGUCAUAUUUCCUGAACAAGGCCUUAUGUUAUCUGGAUCAGCAGACAAGACUAUUAGGCUUUGGAAAGCUGGUCGAUGUGAGAAAACAUUUACAGGUCAUGAGGACUGUGUAAGGGGACUAGCAGUGAUCAACAACAAUGAGUUCUUCUCUUGCAGCAAUGACACCAGUAUCAGAAGGUGGCUGUUAACAGGAGAAUGUGUACAGGUCUAUUACAGCCACACUAACUACAUCUACAGCUUAGCUGUCUUCCCUAAUUGCGAAGAUUUUAUAAGUACAGGGGAGGACAGAUCUUUACGGGUAUGGAGGAGUGGAGAGUGCACUCAGACUAUCCGUCUGCCUGCCCAGUCAGUCUGGUGCUGCUGUAUUCUUCCUAAUGGAGAUAUAGUAGUUGGAGCCAGUGAUGGAAUUAUCCGAGUUUUUACGGAAGCUGAAGACCGUGUUGCCAGUGCAGAAGACAUCCAAGCUUUUGAGGACGAACUUUCCAAAGCUACUAUCGAUCCAAAGACGGGUGACCUUGGAGACAUUAAAGUAGAAGAUCUUCCAGGAAGAGAGCACCUUGAUGAGCCGGGAAAUCGAGAUGGACAGACUCGACUAAUCAAAGAUGGAGAGAAGGUAGAGGCAUAUCAGUGGAGUGUCAGUGAUGGCCGCUGGAUAAAAAUCGGAGAUGUAGUCGGUGGAUCAAACCAACAAACUUCCAAAAGUGUAAUAUAUGAAGGAAAGGAGUACGACUAUGUUUUCACCAUUGACGUGAACGAAGGCGGGCCAUCUAUGAAGCUGCCUUACAAUGUGUCAGAUGACCCCUGGCUGACAGCGCACAACUUUUUACAGAAGAAUGAUCUUAGCCCAAUGUUCCUUGACCAGGUUGCCAAUUUUAUCAUAGAAAAUACUAAAGGUCAUGUGCUGGGGCAAGCAACACCUGCUGGAAUGGAUCCAUUCACCGGAGGAGCUCGCUAUAUCCCUGGCUCUUCUGAUAAUGGGCCAGACUUGGGAGCUGAUCCUUUCACGGGUUCUGGUCGCUACAUUCCUGGUUCUGAUGUGCACUCAAGUGCUCCUGGGGGCGUGGCAGACCCUUUCACAGGUGGUGGUGCAUACUCCUCAGCAGCGCUCAGACAAAUAUCAACUAACAUCUAUUUUCCCAAGACUGAUGGUGUCACAUUUGAGCAAGCCAAUAGCACGCAGAUUAUCGCCAAGAUAAAAGAGCUUAAUAACAAUGCACCUCAGGAACAUCGACUAUCUGAGGACAUUUUGGAAUGCCUUGAAAGACUGCUGGUGUCUGUCUGUGCACCUAACACUGAACCUCCUCCCAACAUGCAACAGAUCAACUCCCUAUGGAAAGCUUCUCACUGGCCUGAAGACAUAGUUUUUCCUGUGCUGGACAUUUUGCGGCUGGCUGUGCGCCACCCACAGGUUAAUGAGUGUCUCUGUGGAGAGGCGGAAGGAAUCCAGCUGUGUAACCAUCUGCUCAGCAUGAUGAGGCCUGAGGGACGACCUGCCAACCAGAUGCUGGCACUGCGGACCCUUUGCAACUGCUUUAGUGGCAGACACGGUCGUUCCCUCCUCAUGGCCCAGCGUGAGUCUGUGCUGUCCCGUGCUGCUGACCUGGCCUCCGUCAGCAAUAAGAACAUCCACAUUGCUCUGGCCACUCUGGUGCUAAACUAUGCUGCUUGUCUCUACAACCAUGCUGACCUGGAGGCCAAGGCCCAGUGUCUCUCUGUGGCCAGCAGAGCUCUGGAGACAGUACAAGACAAGGAGGCUGUGUUUAGACUUCUGGUAGCAUUGGGAACCACUGUGGCUUCAGACCAAACUGCCAGAGACCUAGCCCUUUCCUUGGGUGUCAAUUCUCAGAUUUCAAAGUACUCAUCGGUGUCUGAUCCAGCAAAGGUGGGCGAGUGCUGCCAACUGGUUUUAAAAGAAUUGCAAUAAUAAUAAUGAUUUAUGUGAGAGUGCUUCUUUCUUAGUAGGCAUGGACUGGUACCAGAUUCCAACACUUACCUGAAGAAAAUUAUUAUGGUUACAAAGAAGUAACCAUUUUUUUUCAUAAAUUUGUCAUACCCUAUUGUGGUGAUUUAAAUCUUUGCCUGAUCCAAUAAGAUUAGCAAAGAAAUGUUCAUGAAAUAAAUAUAUUUAACCUAUGAUUUUAAUAUUCACAUCCCCUAUGGAAGAGAGCAAGCAUUUGUCUGUCAACUUGUAUUCACACAGAGACACAAGCUGUGAGAGCACUACACAUACCAAUGCUGCUUGUUUAUGCCAUGCACAAAACUCUUUGGACUCUGUACAGUGACAUUCAAGAACAGAUGGAUAAUUUUAUUCAUUUGUCCAUUGUAAACUUUUUACCUUCUUUUGUCAGGCAGACUUUCAGUAUUUACUAAAGACUUUACAGAAGCAUUCAUUGUUCACUGUUUCACCUUUUGUACUUUUUGUACCUGCCCUCAACCUUCUCUCUCCAUACAUGUGCAGUACUUCACCACAUUUCUUGAACACCACAGCCGUUUAGAAAUAAGCAAUAUGACAGCAAUAGCUAAACUUCUGAUAUGUACGGCUCUGUCCAGAAGAUAAUUUAAUUUUGAAUCUCUUUUAUCCAAUCCUUUUUUCGUAGUUGUGUAGCGCAGUAAAUGAAAGCAUGCACCUAAAAUUGACCAGUUAUGGGGAUAAUAUACCAGAUGGACUACUGUUUACAAUUAAACAUAGAUCAGUAAUUACCUAAUGCAAUUACAUUUCUUCAAAACCAAGAUACUCCCUGAAUAAUGUCACUGGUCCAUGCCUAUUUUCUAUGAAUAACCUUCUGCUCAAUAUUUGUGCUGGAAAGUUGAAGAAAUGAUUGUUCUGCUAUUAAAAAAGAUGAAGCCAAAA